Messenger RNA from Dichomitus squalens LYAD-421 SS1, 846 nucleotides. RefSeq lists its product as uncharacterized. Gene Ontology annotation, biological process: regulation of transcription by RNA polymerase II. Gene Ontology annotation, molecular function: DNA-binding transcription factor activity; RNA polymerase II cis-regulatory region sequence-specific DNA binding. The record is from RefSeq and is a predicted model, not a curated record. Bases 1 to 846 code for a protein of 281 amino acids. The transcript has 3 exons. NCBI's taxonomy places the organism in Eukaryota, Fungi, Basidiomycota, Agaricomycetes, Polyporales, Polyporaceae.
AUGUCCGAAUGCAUCACUUGCCACAGAGUCCUCAAGAACGACGCUGCUCUUCUUCAGCACUGCAGGGACAAGGGUCACCCGUACAGGUCGCCCCUCGUCGCCCGGCAGGCCGCCGCGGCACCCGCCCCAGCGCCCGUUCCCGCGUCAACUUCUAGCGCUGCCAAGUCUGCCUCGACCUCGACUGCCAUCGGUUCCUCCAGCACUCUCUCGCCGCCCGCGUACGAAUGCAAGGUGUGCAGCGUCUCCUUCCGCGACAAGGCGACGUACGAUCAGCACAAUGCCAGCAAGCACGCCCCAAAGCCGUUCAAAUGCGCGCCCUGUGGACUCGAGUUCUCGUCCGCAGACGCGCUCUCGAUCCAUUUCAGGCAUUUCCCCGUGCACCCGAAGUGCCCCCAGUGCAACUCGGCGUUCGUCGACCAGACGCAAUUGAAGCUGCACCAGGCUGCGCAUCCCAAGUGUGCGCAAUGCGACUCGGUGUAUCUGAAUAAGGUUCAGCUUGAGGAGCACUAUCGGGAGUCCGGGAGUCAUCCGGUCUGCUUUGUGUGUGGGGAAGGGUUUGCCAACGACUCUAUGCUUGACAAGCAUCUGUCCUCCGCUCACCUUGAGGGCCGUUGCCGUCUGUGCGACAGACAGUUCCGUUCUGCCGAGGAAUUGCAGAACCAUUACCACGUGUCAUCUGCGCACCCGCACUGUGCGUUGUGCGAGGUUGGCUUCGCAGACGACGAGGCUUGCGACAAGGUUUGCCGUGCGCCAUGGAAUGAGAUUUGCACGAGCCUUAUGGAUUCGAUAGCAUAUGUCGACGAACCACCCGCGACCCCCUCCCCGGAUCCCAUCGCCGCCACCUAG